Colletotrichum gloeosporioides is the source of this 1041-nucleotide messenger RNA. RefSeq names its product NADP-dependent oxidoreductase RED1. Gene Ontology annotation, molecular function: oxidoreductase activity, acting on the CH-CH group of donors, NAD or NADP as acceptor. The coding region runs from base 1 to 1041 and encodes 346 amino acids. Lineage: Eukaryota; Fungi; Ascomycota; Sordariomycetes; Glomerellales; Glomerellaceae. The transcript is spliced from 2 exons. The record is from RefSeq and is a predicted model, not a curated record.
AUGACCCAGAACAAGACCCUUAUUUUCAAGAAAAUCCCCAUGGCACUGCCUGUGGCAGGGGAGCAUCUUGUAGUGGAGGACCGCCCCAUCGACCUCAACGAUGCCCCCGAGGGCGGUCUCGUAGUCGAGAUUCUCUACGCGAGUUUCGAUCCGUAUCUUCGCGGCAAGAUGCGUGAUCCCAGCAAGAAGUCUUACUCGCCUCCGUUCGACGUCGAGGGGCCCAUCACGAACGCGACCAUCAGCAAGGUUCUGAAGAGCAACAACCCCGACUUCCCGGAGGACAGUUUGAUUGUCGCCCACACGCCCAUCGCCGAGUUCGCCCGCGUGACCCCCACCGCCCUGCAACAGGCCCGCCAGGUCCACAACCCGCACAAUCUCGACCUCGCGCUGUUCCUCGGGCCGCUGGGCAUGCCGGGACUCACCGCCUGGUCCAGCCUGCACAAGAUCGGGCAGCCGAAGAAGGGCGAGACAAUCUUUGUCAGCUCCGCUGCUGGCGCCGUGGGACAGGUCGUUGGCCAGAUUGCCAAGCGCGAGGGACUCACGGUGAUUGGUUCCGUUGGGUCUGAUGAAAAGCUUGAGUUCAUUACCAAGGAGCUUGGCUUCGACGCCGGAUUCAACUACAAGACUGAGAAGCCCAAGGAUGCGCUGCCUAAGUUGGCACCGGAUGGAAUUGAUAUCUAUUUCGAAAACGUGGGCGGCGAUCACCUUGAGGCGGCUCUUACGAGCAUGAAGGUUGGCGGCAGGAUUCCAGUCUGUGGCAUGAUCGGCAACUACAACGUGCCGCCUGAGCAGCAAGAAGGCAUCAAGGGUCUGAUGCAGCUCGUCUCCAAGCAGAUCACCAUGGAAGGUUUCCUCGUUGGCAACCCCAAAUUUGGCCCCGCUCACUUCAAGGAGCAUCAAGAGAAUAUGCAGAAGUGGCUGGCUGACGGAAGCGUCAAGGCCAAGCUCUCCAUCACUGACGGUAUUGACCAUGCAGCUGAUGGCUUCAUUGGCAUGCUUGUAGGCAAGAACUUUGGCAAGGCUGUGCUGAAGAUCAAAUAA